This is a messenger RNA of Alternaria ventricosa, 1797 nucleotides long. RefSeq names its product Glycosylated integral ER membrane protein (gene SLP1). The record is from RefSeq and is a predicted model, not a curated record. NCBI's taxonomy places the organism in Eukaryota, Fungi, Ascomycota, Dothideomycetes, Pleosporales, Pleosporaceae. The transcript has a single exon. Gene Ontology annotation, biological process: positive regulation of anaphase-promoting complex-dependent catabolic process; positive regulation of ubiquitin protein ligase activity; anaphase-promoting complex-dependent catabolic process. Gene Ontology annotation, molecular function: protein binding; anaphase-promoting complex binding; ubiquitin ligase activator activity. The coding region runs from base 1 to 1797 and encodes 598 amino acids. Gene Ontology annotation, cellular component: anaphase-promoting complex.
AUGGCAAGCACCGCAGUCUGCGUGACUCCGGUCAAGAAGCGCUCUGCCGUCUUCAACACCCGCACCGCCGGCGGUCGGAUGCCACUGACGCCCUCUCCCCGCACCCCGCGCACCCAGACUCCCGAUGUGCAGGCACACGAGUCAAUCCAUGGCAACGACUUCAAGUCGCGCAUACAGCGCUCUGUCACCAAGACGACGCGAGACUCCCCCAAGUCCAACAUUGCUCGCUCCCACACACACACUCCCCGCCGGUUAGAACUCGGUGUCUCAGAAUGGGCCCUCACUGGAUCCGGCACCACCGCCACCACCAAGGCCAAGAAGGAGAAGAAGGAGGCGGCUGCCAUCCGUGCUCGCCCCACCAAGACGCGCAUUGCCUACAACGCCGCCGACCGCUUCAUCCCCAACCGGACUGCAAGCGAAGCUAUCCGCAGCGUUGGUGCCAGCAAGCUCGACGCUGAACAGCGCCCCAAGUCAAGCUCCAAGAAGGAGGGCUCGACCGUGCUGGCCAACGCCGCAAGUGCUUUCGAUCUCGGUGGCCGUGGUUCAGAGGAGGAUGUCACACUGUCCCUCGAGGGUCUGAGCCUUGAGGACGACGAGGAAGAGAGCCGAUCACGCUCCAAGCCGGCUCCUAGCCAGGCUGCAUACCAGUCCACACUUGCCUCAGCAUGUGGCAUCAACACAAACACUCGCAUUCUUGCUUUCAAGCCUGCGCCGCCCGAGUCGUCCAAGCCCAUCGACCUUCGCUCCCAGUACAACCGUCCUCUCAAGCCCAGCAGCAGCGUCAACGCACAGAGCCGCCGUCGCAUCCCGUCAGCACCCGAGCGCGUCCUUGAUGCUCCCGGUCUUGUCGACGACUACUACCUCAACCUUCUCGACUGGUCUUCCGGCAACCAGGUCGCUAUCGGUCUUGAGCGCUCAGUCUACGUCUGGUCAGCUGACUCUGGGUCGGUCGCCUCUCUCCUCGAGUGCCCCGCCGAUACCUACAUCUCUUCCGUCAAGUGGUCCGGCGACGGUGCCUACGUUGGUGUCGGUCUCGGCACGGGUGAGGUUCAGAUCUGGGACGUUGAGGAGCAGACCAAGCUCCGCAGCAUGUUCGGUCACGAGACCCGCGUUGGCGUUAUGGGAUGGAACAAGCACAUCCUCUCCACCGGUGCCCGUUCCGGCCUUGUCUACAACCACGACGUCCGCGUCGCUCAACACAAGAUCGCCGAGCUCGUCUCGCACACUGGAGAGGUCUGCGGUCUUGAGUGGCGUGCCGACGGUGCCCAGCUUGCCACUGGUGCCAACGACAACAUGGUCAACAUCUGGGAUGCGCGCGCGCUUGCCGCCCCCAAGUUCACCAAGACCAACCACCGCGCUGCCGUCAAGGCCGUCUCAUGGUGCCCAUGGCAAUCCAACCUGCUUGCCACCGGCGGUGGUUCCAACGACCGUCAAAUCUACUUCUGGAACACCACCACUGGUGCCCGCAUCAACCACAUCCCCACCGACUCCCAAGUCACCAGCCUCCGCUGGAGCACCCACUACAAGGAGAUUGUCAGCACUGGUGGCUUCCCCGACAACAGCCUGAGCAUCUGGAGCUACCCCUCCGGUGUCAAGAACAUGGAGGUCCCCGCUCACGAGUCUCGUGUUCUCCACAGCUGCCUCAGCCCUGAUGGUCAGAUGCUCGCCACCGCUGCUGCCGACGAGUCUCUCAAGUUCUGGAAGAUCUUCGAGAAGAAGCCCGGUCAGCCUUCCGUUGCUGCCGCCGGCUCUGCUUCCAUGAAGCCCAGUGCCACUAAGCAGAUGACUAUCCGCUAA